This is a messenger RNA of Symbiodinium sp. CCMP2592, 1989 nucleotides long. NCBI's taxonomy places the organism in Eukaryota, Dinophyceae, Suessiales, Symbiodiniaceae. The record is from the annotation of a GenBank genome assembly.
AUGUUCACGUCAUUCCGCUGUGUCACAGAUGGCUGCACAGCCUACGACGGAACUCCGCUUAUCGCGCGGCUUCGUACUGAAGAAAAGGAUCUUGGUGGCGUCAUCAUGAUAGUGUACAUUCUUCUUUUCCUUUUCGUCACCAUUGGGAUCUUCAACCUGAUCAUGGCUGUGUUUAUCGACAAUGUCACGGACGGCAGUACCAAGAAGCGGCAGCGACAAUUGGGUGCGAAUGCACCGAAAACAGAAUGGCUAAUUUCCUCGGUUCUGCGCAACAUCAUUCUGACCAAGAUCCUGCACAAGGAAGCUGAGGAGGAGGCUUGGAAUGGCGACUAUCAUGCCCAUGGUCGCCGGCCAUCGAAAAUCCUCAAGGAGAAGCUGGCGGCGCUUCAAGAGAUGUAUGGAUACAAGCCACAUACUAUUCACGAGUACGAGCAGCUGUCGAAUGAGAUCCGCAAGGAGAUGGGGCGGCGCAAUGUGGUGGUGACGCGCGAGGAGUUCAACCAUUGGCUCUCAGGUGAAAAGGAGCUCAUCACCACCUUGGAUGACUCCGAGAUCGAUUUAUCAUGCAAGUCCGACCUGUUCGAUGUCCUGGAUGCGGACCUCAGUGGAGAAUUGGAGUUUGAGGAGAUGAUAGACGGAUUGCUCAAGUGCCGUGGUCCUGCUUCUAAAACGGACAUCAUUGCCGUCAGGCUCAAGACGGCGCUGCUCGUCAAACUGAUGAUUGAUUUGAAUUGGAUUCGCUUGUUGUCUUUUGCCAUGCUGCUUGCGCGACCAGCCGGCUCUUGCAAGAUUUAUGCAGAAUUCUGGUUCUGGGGAGCAGAGGAGAAUGGCCGCUGGGUGGCUUCCCUCGGAGUCUACAAGUGUUGGCUGGAAAGUCUCUGUGGCAACCAAGGUAUCUCCUGCAAGAAGCCCGUGCUCGCAAUUGGCAACCGUGCCUGGGCUAGUGGCAGGAACUGUUUCGUCCACGGGGCAGCCAUAAGCGCUUGUGCUCAUGCAGGGCGCUGGGAGCAGGCUGUGCAGCUGCUGGCCGAUCUGCGGGAAGACCGGUUGGAUUCAAAUAUCAUUCUCGUCAGCGCGGCAAUCAGUGCUUGUUCUCACGCCGGGUGCUGGGAACAGGCCGUGCAGCUUCUGGCCGGUCUGGGGGAAGACCGGCUGGAUGCAAACAUCAUUCUCGUUUCCGCUGCCGUCAGCGCCUGUGAGAAAGGCGGGGCUUGGCAGACCGCUUUGCAAUUACUCGGGGACCUCACUCGCAGCCGCAUCGAUGCUGAUGUCAUCAUCACAAACGCUGCAAUCAGUGCCUGUGAGAAGGGCGAGCAGUGGACUCAGGCCCUGUCGCUCCUGGCUGGCCUGGACACGGCUCGACUUGAAGCAGAUGUGAUCUCCUACAAUGCUGCAAUCAGCGCUUGUGGAAGAUGUGAGAAAUGGAGUUUGGCUGUUGGGCUACUGUCCGACCUGCGGGAAUGCCGUUUGCAGGCAAGCACGAUCACCUGCAACGCCGUCAUCAGUGCUUGUGGGCAAAGCCAGGAAUGGCAGCGGGCGAUGAACUUCUUGCAAGAUGUGAAGGAACAGAGGUUGGAAGCCAGCACUGUAACAAUGAGUGCUGCCAUCUCUGCUUGCGAAGCAGGUGGACAGUGGACGAUUGCUUUGCAGCUUCUCGAAGAUAUAACCAGCUCCAGGCUUGAAGCUAACAUCGUCGCGUACAACGCAGCCGUCAGCGCCUGUGGCAUAGCUGGUCAGUGGGAGCAAUCCUUAUCUUUUCUCGGCCUCCUGCCGCAGCGCUCUCUGCAGCCAGAUAUCUACACCUACUCGGCGGUCAUCAGUGCCUUUAGCGAUGGCGAGCACUGGGAUCCGCAAUGGGAGCAGGCCCUUCAUCUCUUCGACGAGCUGUCAGAACUCAAGCUGCUUCCCAACAUCGUCACCUUCGGCGCGACCGUGACAGCUUGCGAGAAAGGUGUGGUGCUGCAUGUUCACAGGCUGAUGUCGUGCUAG